GUUUUUACUGCACAAACAUUUAAAUGGAAAAGUAUAGUCAUCAUACUUAUUCUCGUGGAACACAUAGAAAUAACAAUAUAUUUGCACGAGGUGUUUGAUACAGUGGAAACUCAAUUUUAAAGGGAAAUGACAAGCGAGAAACAUGUGUCCAUUGUUUUAAUCUAUGAUUUUAAGAACGGACAGCCGGCUGUCACGGAAAACGAAAUCAAUAAAUUAUCGUUCUCUCUCCGUUUCUUUGUCGUUUGCUUUUGCUUGCAAGUUUCACAAGAGUCUUAAAAUUUGUCGUUCCCAUUUUUCAUAGGAUUGUGAAAAUGAAGCGGCAAAACGUUCGUACACUCUCCCUUGUGGUGUGUACUUUUACGUACCUGUUGAUUGGAGCCGCUGUCUUCGAUGCUCUAGAAUCUGAUACAGAAAGGAAGAGAUGGGAAGUUUUAUCCGAUAUGAAGAAUAGUCUGGUGCGGAAGUAUAACAUAACUCCUGAGGAUUAUCACAUGAUUGAGAUAGUAAUUAUUGAGAAUAAACCUCACAAGGCGGGUCCGCAGUGGAAGUUUGCAGGGGCUUUUUAUUUUGCUACUGUUGUACUUGCAAUGAUCGGCUACGGACACUCUACACCAGUGACAGUUGGUGGAAAGGCAUUCUGUAUGGCGUAUGCUAUGGUGGGUAUCCCGUUAGGUCUGGUGAUGUUCCAGAGCAUUGGUGAGAGACUGAAUAAGUUUGCUUCGGUGGUGAUAAGACGGGCUAAAUGCUACUUACGUUGUAUUACUACUGAGGCUACGGAGAUGAACCUUAUGUUUGCUACUGGAAUGCUGUCUUCUAUAAUAAUUACUACGGGUGCUGCGGUUUUCUCACGCUAUGAAGGAUGGAGUUACUUUGAUAGUUUCUACUACUGCUUCGUUACGCUUACUACUAUUGGUUUCGGAGAUUACGUGGCUUUGCAGAAUGACCAAGCUCUGACCAGCAAGCCGGGCUAUGUAGCGCUGAGUCUAGUGUUCAUACUGUUUGGUCUAGCGGUGGUCGCUGCCAGCAUCAAUUUACUUGUGCUACGCUUUAUGACUAUGCAAGCCGAGGAGAACAUCCGCGACGAGGACAAGGACGGCUCCCGCACCAUGCUGGCUAUCGACGGACACGCCCUCGCCGCGCGCCAGCGCUCGCAUGAAGACCAGGCCUCGGUGUGUUCGUGCAACUGCCUGGGCAACAAGCAGUGUGAGAGCGCGCUGCUGGUGGAGCGGGCGCCGCGCGCGCUGCGCAGCCAGCCUCACCUCGCGCUCACGCCGGACCUCAUCGAGCGUGCCAGCGUCUAACUCAUAUAUCACACUUAUCAUCAUCAUCAUCAUCACCAUCAUAAUCAUAAGAGAUGGGUUAAAUGCAUCACUUGGAAGAAAAGUGAUAUCGGCGUUGUAAAACAAAGGCAACUCUAACGUUUUUCUUUUUUAAUUUAUGUUUGCAGAAAAGCCGUUUUAAUUAUCUAUUCACACAAAAUGUAUUGAUUAUUUCUUGAAUUGUUAUUGUAAACGCUUUAAAACUGUGUAACAAAUAUUUUGCCAAUACUCGCCGUUGAAUUAUAAUUCGGCAAUUUUAAACUGCUCUACUUAAGUUUCCGAUUCGUAAAUAUUUUGUAGAUCUGUUUUACGACGCUGACGAUGUAAAUAUUAUCACCUUGCUAAUGUAUCUAUUAUAUCAGUGAUUUAAUAGUUUUAAACUAAACUGAAUAAAAGCAGUUAGGUUUUAAAAAAAGUAUUAUGUUCGCAAUUUAAAUACUUGAGAAACAUUGCAAGUAUCGUGUUGGUACAAUAAUGCUAAAUUAAACAUCGAAUAUUAAGUUUAUCAAAAACUUAAUAUUCGAUAUUUUUAGAUACUUUCUCUUUCUGGCCAUGCCUCGAUUGUAAUCUGUAAUAAAAUAAGCUCGCAAUAUUUGUGUCUAGUCGAACUAGUAUUGAACAAGUCGAAAUGAAAAAUAAUUUAUUUAAAUCCAACAAUAUACAUAGAAGGUAUAUUUGUAUUGCUUUGUUUGUGGAUACAAUAGUUUUUAUAUACCUUAUACGGUAAAAUUAAUUGUGCUAAAGAUUAGCUCUUUUUAAAAGAUGUGUAUCUUUUUAACACUAACUUAUUACCCAGCUCAAUGUAUUUUACAAUAAUUCUUGUCACUCGCGCUAUGUACGAUCAUCAACCGAUGACGUUCAUUUGCAUAUUAAUGUAUAUUCAAUUCAUAUUUAUGACAAUUAUAGACAUCAGUUAAUAUUAUUAAAUUUCAUGAAUUCCAAUGUGGCCAACCGUCUGUUAUUGUGGUCGUAUAGUAAUUUUUAAUCCCAAGUUCUUCCUAUACUCGAUGUAUUAAGUGUAUUUAACAUAAAAUGUUUAAUCAAUCGUA
Molecule: messenger RNA, 2368 nt
Organism: Papilio polytes (common Mormon)
Lineage: Eukaryota; Metazoa; Arthropoda; Insecta; Lepidoptera; Papilionidae
Gene: Task7
Product: potassium channel subfamily K member 9
Exons: 7
Coding region: 312-1301 (329 amino acids)
Biological process (GO): potassium ion transmembrane transport; stabilization of membrane potential
Cellular component (GO): membrane
Molecular function (GO): potassium ion leak channel activity
Source: RefSeq, a predicted model, not a curated record